Molecule: messenger RNA, 1506 nt
Organism: Micromonas commoda
Lineage: Eukaryota; Viridiplantae; Chlorophyta; Mamiellophyceae; Mamiellales; Mamiellaceae
Exons: 2
Coding region: 1-1506 (501 amino acids)
Source: RefSeq, a predicted model, not a curated record
AUGGCCGCCAUCGGGAGCAAGCGCAAGCGCUUCCUCGGCGACGGCAACGACGCCAUGCAGGUCACGUCGCUCGUCAAGUCCCCCCUCGCGCUCCCCGGGUGCGAUCCCGCCGACUACGGCGAGCGAUACUUCGAUCGCGUCAACCCCUCGCCCGCGUCCAUGUUCUCGUCCAGGCUCGCGGUGCAGACGGACACGUCCGGCGAGCGUUGCGUCGCGUUCGUCGCGACGUCCGGCGGUCUGUGGAGGCACGACGUGUCCUUCGCGGGAGGCACCGACGUCCGCGAGGGCAAGGAGGCCAUGCUCAAGCCAACCGAGGUCACCGACGGGCGCACCGCGCGCGUCGCCCGCGUCGCGCACAGAUCCGAGAUCCAGUCCCUCGCCAUGUACGACCCGCGCGGCGUCGGCGACCUCGACGGCGCCGGCGACGUCCGCGUGGCGUCCGUGGACUCGCACGGGCGGUGCGUGAUUUCGUUCAUCAAACGCGACGGAUCGGACUGCGACGCGACCGCGGAGAACGCGUCGAAAGAGGGACGGAUGAUCGACCUGACGCCGUGGCGCGCCCCGAUCGGGUCCGGGUCGUCAUCGUCACCAUCGUCCUCGAGCGCGUCUCGAAGCGCGUGGUUCGUCCCCGGGUGGGCGGGCGCGGCGUUCGACAAGACGAACCCGGACGCCGUGGCCAUCGCCAGGCACUUCGCCAAGACGCUCGACGUGUUCGACACAGCUGGCGCCGACCCGACGAAGCCGACGCGAACGAUGCACACGCUGCUCUGCCCGCACAGCGUGACGUGGGUGGACCGCACGGGUUUAGGCGCCGGCGGGGAUCGAACGCGGGACGAUAAAACCCCGGGGAUGCUCGCCGUCGCCGAGGGUAACCAACUGGCUCUGUACGAUCCGAGGAUGGGAGAAAAAGGCGGGUGCGCUCGGCGGAUGACGCUGUGCAACCGGGGUCAGCCGCUGUACGCGGCGGCGUGCGGGGUGUCGCAGGGGAACGCGGGAGGCGGUGCGGUGGCAUUGCCGAACCUUCGCGCAGGUGAACCGCUCGUCGCCGCCGCGGGCGCCGAGCGAUGCGUCCACGUCUUGAACGCGGACAGGUGGAGCGUCGUCAAGCGAUGGCCCGCCGCGAUCAAGUUCGAGAUUACCCUCCUGCAGCUCUCCGCCGCGUCCCCGGAUCACUGCUACCUCGCCGGGUUGGACUACGAGAUGGUGUGCGGGUGCUGGAGCAGGGGCGCUCUCGCGGGGGGGUUCGCGUUCCGAGGGGACUCACGUUGGCUCGGGAUGGCUCGAGCGGAUGGGACGGGGGGAGGGGGGAGUUUUAACGUCCCGGGUUCGAGUCCCGGCGGGGGCGGACCGGGCGUCGACAUCGUCGCGGGGUACGCCGAGUCGGGUAACCUGUUCGCGGCGCGGGUCAAUCGCAUCGCGGCGUCGGAGAAGUCGGGGUACGAAAAGUUGGGACCAAUCUUGCCAGGGAGUUUCACCGGCGGCGACGACGGCGAGGAGCGCGAAUGA